Molecule: messenger RNA, 984 nt
Organism: Aspergillus tubingensis
Lineage: Eukaryota; Fungi; Ascomycota; Eurotiomycetes; Eurotiales; Aspergillaceae
Gene: pmeA
Product: putative pectin methylesterase
Exons: 3
Coding region: 1-984 (327 amino acids)
Biological process (GO): cell wall modification
Molecular function (GO): pectinesterase activity
Source: RefSeq, a predicted model, not a curated record
AUGUAUACUUCAUACCUUCUGGGCACUCUUGCCGUCCUAACUGCUACCGCGGUCGGAGCUCCGGCAGAGCACAUUAAGAAGCGAGAGAGUCGGACCAGUGCUCCCUCGGGGUGCCUGACGGUCGGAUCGGACGGCACAUAUUCCACCAUCGGCGAUGCGCUUGAUGCUCUGGGCUCAUCGACUUCGUCCGCUUGCAUUUACGUGGCUAGCGGCACAUAUGAGGAGCAGCUGACCAUCGACUAUGAUGGCAACCUGACACUGUACGGUGAGACCACCGAUACAGGCACCUACAAAGACAAUGUAGUUACCAUUACCCACACCAUCUCGUCGUCGGAUGCCGGCUCUCUCGACAAGAGCGCCACCGUCAACGUGGUGUCGGACGGGUUCAGCAUGUACAACAUCAACGUGGAGAAUGGAUAUGGAGAGGGAUCACAGGCGGUGGCUCUUGUCGGAAACGCAGAUCAGCUGGGCUUCUAUGGGUGUCAAUUCAGCGGGUACCAGGACACCCUCUAUGUCAAGGCCGGCACCCAGUACUACUCCAACUGCAUGAUUGAGGGCGCGGUCGACUACAUCUUCGGCGAUGCAUCGGUGUGGUUUGGCGAAUGUGACAUUGUGUCCAACGGCGCCGGUGCUAUCACGGCCUCAUCGCGGGAAACCUCCUCUGACUCAGGCUGGUACGCCAUCGACAACUGCAACAUUAAGGCCGCAUCAGGUGUCUCCCUAACGGAGAAGGUCUAUCUGGGACGGCCGUGGCGCGUGCUUGCGCGAGUUAUCUACCAGAACUCGGUGUUAUCGGACAUCAUCAACCCCAAGGGCUGGACGACGAUGGCAGACGGUGCGACACCACUGUAUUAUGAGUACAACAACUCUGGAGCGGGAUCAGACACAUCAGACCGCGAGUAUGAGUCCUCCAUUUCCGCAGCAGUUGACAAGACCACGGUCUUGGGCGAGUCCUGGGGAGACUGGAUUGAUCGGAGCUACUAA